This is a messenger RNA of Amoebophrya sp. A120, 2664 nucleotides long. The record is from the annotation of a GenBank genome assembly. NCBI's taxonomy places the organism in Eukaryota, Dinophyceae, Syndiniales, Amoebophryaceae.
GUCUGUGUAAGUAUUCGUCCGCGUGGUCACUAAUCAUUAUUUUCGACAAAUUGAUUGUUGGAGGGCGAGAAGGGUAUAAAUAUUAUUUCGUGGAAAAAAUAUAGAUUAGGAGUUCUUGCGUUGUCAAGCAGAAUUAUCGUGCGUGGUUAAGAUUUAAAUUUUUUCCCAUUUGAACAAUUGAAUUACUGGCACUUCUGCUCUUUUCAUAAUUUUCGACGGUCUGCUAUACAACUACUUUCUACACCAACAUAACGAGGUUAAUAUUUAUUCUAUCGCACACCAAACACGACCUCUCCAUGGUGGCUCUUGCUUCCCGAAGGUCGUUCUCUCUCUUGCUGCUGACCGCCGCUGGCAGGGUCAACUUGUUUUCCCUGGCUGUUCUGAAGCUGAAGCGCAGCGGGAAAGCGAAAAACGUUGCCCACCUGACUCUGCCGAUAGGUGGGUUUUUUCGUGCAGGGUUAGUAGACCCGGACCAAGACCGCGAGUGGACCCCGCGACUGACAUUGCCUACGCACGAACCGUGGCUGCAUUUCAUGGACGAUGAAAGUACUAGCAGCGCGGGGGAAAACGAGAAUACUCCGAGCAACAGCGUGCUGACAAAGGACGUCGUGCGAAAACCCUCCUCCAGCUACUCGGAUAGAAGUACCACUGGUGUCGGGGCAGAUGAUCGUGAGUUUUAUCUCGCGGGGUUUGAGUCGUCGGAAAAAGGAAAAGCGGGACGCCGCUCAUCGAAGAGGAAGAGGCACCAGAGGGCUGCAAAGGAUACGGAUUUCGGUAUUUUCGAGGUUUUUCUAUGGAGUAACUGUUUCUCGCUAUACUCACUCUCGUCCCCAGUACAAUGCGUGGAAGCCGAGUCGUGUAAAAAUGCGUUACGUAUCUACUAUACUUAACGUAAUAUGUUAUGUCUCUUCAUAUCAUCAAUCAUCUGACAGAGUUGUGAUAUUAAAAUAAAUCUUUUCAUCAAAGGAACUUCGACUUCCACGACUGUGGAGCCCGAUGAGCCGGGCAGCACACACCUGAAAAAGUCGCGGACUCUGUCCCCGUCGCCCGGCGAAAACGACGAAUCUGGGACCGAUUAUAUGAUGCCGCUCACUUCGCCCUUUGUCUUCGGGGAGUCGAUGUCCUCGCGUAAGAAUGAUAUUUUUCUAUUGGUGCUCGAUAGUUUGAACUGAUCUGUUUCCGUUUCAUUUAUUUUGGUUUUACUUCCCUUAGAAUCUGGCGGAUCACGUAUCUUUGCCUGCAAUGAAAAAUUUCUAAACAUAAAGUAACGACAAAUCACUUUUCGUUUUCAGAUUUGCUGCUAACGUUGCCGGGGCACGACCAGAGUACACCUAGCAGCACGGGAUCUUCCAUGAUGCGUAGAAGCCAACGGGAAUUCAACUUGGCAGCGCUGGCAAUGGACGUGUCAUCGGACGAGGGCAUGUAGUUGGGAGGUUGAUGUUAGUUUACUCUCUAUGGAAUUUCGAUCUAGCAUGAUUGCGCACUCCUACCUUUUUUCGUGCAUUAGCUCUUUUUUGUAUAUGAAGCUUCGAAAAAAAAAAAAUGAUAAUGAUUUGUAUGUCUGAUCCCCCAUGCCAAGGGUGAAAUAGAGGGCGCUACAAUUUGUGCAGAAACAGGACGCGCUCGGGAGAUAGAUGGUUGGUUUUCCGCCUCCAGGGCUAGAAAUCAUUGACUUUGUCGAUAUCCGCACCGUGCAGAAAGCAUGAAAAUGCGAACGGAGUCGGUGUCGGAUGUUGGUGCGGUCAAUGUGAUAAAACUCAAAGCCUCUUUUGCAAUAACAAAACAAAACUGAAGAAAUCUAGGCACUAGAUCGAUUAGCUUGACACUUAAGGAAUACAGAUAGCUUGAGACUGAAGGAUGAAGAUAAAGGCUAGUAUCAAAAAAAGAUUGAGAACAAAAAAACUACAUUAAGCAGUAGCUUUCUUGUGUAUGUCGCUACGUUAGAAAUUAAAGACUACGUUGAUUAAAUUUAAAUUUUGCGAAUUAAAAAUAUGCAUGACAAAUUGCGAAUUUCUUUCUUAUUUAAAUUUUUGACGCCGGUCCCGCAAAAGGGUUGGCUCCUGGGGAGUUCCUGAUUUACUUACUUUUCAACACCGCCCGCAAAACCGAAGCCUUCGGUUUUGUUGGUAAACUCUUGCACAUGAACUAACGUCUUAGUUCAGUUCUCAUUUUCUCUGGGGGCAAUUUGAUGGCGUAGUUGAUGAAACAUUUUCCCAAAGAAACCUUUCGAAAUGAAGAAACGUAUCUAUAUCCACUUGGAUUACUUAAUCGGAUUGGUAUAUUGGCCUCCAAGAGGAGACGGAGAUGAUGAUUUCUAGGCAUCGCGCUGCAGCUUUACCACCGUAGAAGGUCUUAAAAGCAAACUUCAACUCAAAGAAUAGAUUUUACCGGCUAGCACGAAGGAGAACGAAGAUUAUUGUUGAUGUAAUCAUCACUGCUACUGUCUUCAUCACGAAUCUCGUCACAGCCUUUCUUUCCUUUCGGUAUCACAGUUUCAGUAGUCGACGAAGUCAGCGAUGAAACGACACAAAUUUUCCUGUGCCGGAAAGAGCGGAAAUAGUACAGAGCAGUCGCCCACAUCAAGAGAUAUUAGAAGACUAAAUAUUGACUAGGAGCUUCAUUCAGAUGUUGAAAAGCAAAAAAACAAAAUCAAAGCAACGACAU